UCCACUAGCCUGCUCCUGUCUCCCGCGCGCACACACGCAGAACUGUCCCACCACAGGCAGGCACGCGCGUCUUGUGCUCUCUGCUGUCGUUUUUCUGACGGGGACAGAGUGACACGAUGUCCACGCAGCGGGAAAAGACCGCGCGCAGUCGACGACGGACAAGAACCGGAUGCAAUUACUUUCGAGAUGAGCUCUGACACUCAUUGAUCCUUUCAGUAUCUACUUUAGGAAUUGUGCCGUUAGUUUUACUUUUGUUCAAUUGACUCUGACACCGGCGUUUCAGUUCCACGGAUUGAUAAAAAAAAAAUAAAUAAACAGCAUCUCUGGAAUAGCUUACAUGGAGCCAGAAGAAGGCAAAGUCUCUGUGUGGGUCUGCCGGGAAGAGAAGCUGGUCUCAGGGCUGACUAAGAGGACCACAUGCACCGAUGUGGUCCAAGUCCUGCUGGAGGACCAGAACCUGCGGCAAGGUGCCUCAGCUGGAAUGCUCUCAGGACCCCCUCAGUCCUAUUGCAUGGUGGAGAAAUGGAGGGGCUUUGAGAGGAUUUUACCCAACAAGACCAAAAUCCUCCGACUAUGGAGCGCCUGGGGGGACGAGCAGGAGAACGUCCGCUUCGUCCAGGUCAAGACUGAUGCGUCACUUCCCAACAAUGGGCCUCGGAGUGCUGAGGCCCGUGUGGUCCAACGUCGGGAGAAUUGGGGUCCCGGUGGAGUGAUCAGGGCCCCCGUUAGGACCUGCUGGCCCGCCACAGCCAACAACUUGUCGCAGGAGCGGCAGAGGCGCAUUGUGAGGAAGGCCUUCCGGAAGCUGGACAGGAUGAACAAAAAGAAAGAGCAAGCGCUCGGUAAAGAUAAGAGCUCCGCGGAGAAGAUGGAAACUUUGGUCCAUUUGGUGCUUUCGCAGGAUCACACCAUCCGCCAGCAGAUCCAGAGACUCGAGGAGCUGGAUAAGGAGAUUGAGAGCUACGAGUCCAAGGUGCACUUUGAGCGCAUGAAGAGACACGGGGUCAACUAUGUGCAGGACGCCUACUUGGAGGACUCCUCUGCCUUCCCGGAGGACCGUACGCACAAAAUCGCUCCAGAAGCGCUGGCCCAGUUCGAGGAGUACGCGCGGCAGUGCGAGGAGGUGGUGCGGCUGCAGGAGGAGUUGACGGCACGAGAGGCGCUCAUGGAGAGCAUCACUGCGGAGAUCCAAGAGGAGCUCAACAUUCGGUGGAUGAAGCGACGACGGGAGGAGAGAGAAGAUGAGAAAAUGUCGGAAAUGUGCCUGUCUGCUCCCCCCGUGCUGGAGUGCGUGUCUGGAGAGGAGGUGGUGUUGGAGGAGGAAAGGAUCAAAACGCAGCUGAACACCAGCCUCUACAUAGGCCUGAGACUCAAGACAGACCUGGACGGCAUUCGGGGAGACUUGAACCUGAGUCUUGCACUCCUGGAGAGCAAGGAGACUGAAAUGCUGGACCUACUGGCCAAAGUGGAAACUAUGGAAAUAGAUCAGGUGGACAGCAAACUGGAUGAUGACGAUAAUGAUGCUGAGGAUGAUGAUGACGACGACGACGACGAUACAAAGGCAGAUGAAGGCGCAGUGAUGCCAGUGGAGAAGAGCGGCAUUUGGGUGGAGCAGGCUCGAGGUCUGUCAAAGACCUGCAACACCAACGACGAGGACUCGGAUACAGGCUUGAGCUCCAUGCACAGUCAGGACUCUGACAACCCUCCUGUGUGUGAAUCUCUGGUCUAAACCAGAUAACAUGGACUAACAAUGCACCUCAAUCCAAAUGCUAUUAGAAUUGCAAAGUCAUACAUUUACUUUUAGUCGAGUAAGCGAACGUUUGGUUUGAAAGGCCAUGGCUGACUUGUGACCACGGAGUGAGUUCAUAGAGUGCCACUUCUUGGGCUAUUUUAUCAACUCUGUAAAAGUACGCCACAUAGGCAUGCCAAUAUAAUAUAUCAAAUCACAGGUGUCAAACUCAAGGUCUGCCAAAUCAUUUCAUGUACAACAAAAGCAAAUUAUGUUGCGUCCACUCCAUAUUUCUUGAAUUCACUUUAACGUUGAAAUAUUCCAAACAUGUUUUUUUUUUUUUUUUUUUGUCUCCAAGCCGCUUUUUAAAACAAAUCCAACAAUUUCCUCAGCUUUCUUCUGAGUUCUGGUUCCAAAACGAGUCACCAUCAAUUUGCUGUGGAUGUAAGGAGUAAAUCACUCAAUUCUACCUCGGCCUAUAUGUGGCUUCACAGUCACAACGUAACUCUCUGAGAAACCAAAAUUGCAACGUGGGCCUCACAAAAAUGAGUUUGACACACUGUCUUAAAUGAAGUAAGGACUAACUUGGUACAAGAAAAAAAAG
Messenger RNA from Hippocampus comes (tiger tail seahorse), 2333 nucleotides. RefSeq names its product ras association domain-containing protein 10. Lineage: Eukaryota; Metazoa; Chordata; Actinopteri; Syngnathiformes; Syngnathidae. The record is from RefSeq and is a predicted model, not a curated record. The transcript has a single exon. Gene Ontology annotation, biological process: signal transduction. The coding region runs from base 338 to 1729 and encodes 463 amino acids.